Lycium ferocissimum is the source of this 1237-nucleotide messenger RNA. Its product is annotated as MATH domain and coiled-coil domain-containing protein At3g58200-like. Lineage: Eukaryota; Viridiplantae; Streptophyta; Magnoliopsida; Solanales; Solanaceae. The coding region runs from base 263 to 1033 and encodes 256 amino acids. The record is from RefSeq and is a predicted model, not a curated record. The transcript is spliced from 6 exons. Gene Ontology annotation, molecular function: protein binding.
CAAAUCCUUUUAGAACUCCAAAGUGAAAGAACUUCAAACCUAAAGAACACAAACAUUGUGAACUACUAGGGUUUUGCAUAACGCUCAGGCACCAUUAACAUGGGAUCGCUUGCUUUUGAAGAUGAAGAAAUGACAGUGGAAGUUAGAGAGGCUUCACCAAAGACACUAUUUGUUGAAAAUUGAGUCUUUCUCCCUACUUUCAGAGAGUGGCAUUGAGAAGUUUGAAUCAAAUGAAUUUGAGGCUGGUGGUUAUAAAUGGAAAAUGAUCAUUUAUCCUGAUGGAAUGGGAAGCAAUAAGGGAAGUGAACAUAUUUCAGUUUACUUGGCCAUUUCAAGGACUAGUUUCCUGCCUGCUGGUUGGGAGGUCAAUGCUAUAUUUACCUUCUUUGUGUUCAAUCAACUCUGUGACAAUUAUCUUUCAGUGCGAGGAAAAAUGCGGCGCUUUCAACCUAUCAAGUCUUUAUGGGGACUUCCCAAAUUUCUUUCUCACAGAACAUUCAAAGAGGCCUCUAACGGAUACCUUGCUGAUGACAAAUGUGUCUUUGGAGCAGAGGUAUUUGUCGUCCAAAGGCAAGCAAUCAGUGAAUGUUUGUCCAUGGUAAAAUCUAAUGACUCAUUUAAGCGUGAAUGGAGGAUCUGUAAUUUCUCCAAUCUUGGCGAAGAUUGGUUUUCUGAAGAAUUUACUGUGGGAGAUUACAAAUGGAAGCUCUGGCUAUAUCCAAAAGGCGAUGUAAAAAAUAAGGGGCGUAAUAUCUCAAUAUUCUUAUGUUCUGUUGAUGCUAAGGACUUUGAUCGCCAUCAGAAAGUGAAGGCAAAUUGCAACAUUUGCCUCAAGGAUCAGAUAAAUGGUGGAUGCAAAAAGCUAUCUUAUUGUAUUUGGUUUUCAACUACCAGGGUAAAUUGGGGUUUUCCAGGUUUUAUGCCUUUAACUGAGUUGCAUGAUCAGAAAAAAGGUUAUCUUGUCAAUGAUUGCAUUGUGGUGGAGGUUGAGCUGGAAGGUGUGUUUAAGCACAGCGUAAAGAGCUUAUCUUAACUUUGUUUACAAUUUAUUAGUAGCUGUGGGGGUCUCUCCAAGCAGUAGUUACUGUCCCUCUGGUAAAUACUAACCCACAGCAGGUGUUAACACAUUUUGACUUUCUUCCCUGCCCCUCAUUGUUACUGGAGAAGUUGUCAAGCCCAAUUUAUAUCCAACUAGUUUGUUAUGAAUAUCAUUUUUCUAGGUAAUAACUUUGUAUUA